AUGGCAAGUUCUAUCACCCUAACUAUGGCCUUUCGUCAGGACCCAUCAUAUUGGGCUUUGGAUGACAUAUCGGUCACCCUAUCAACAGGUGGCCCCAAUCUUGUACAGAAUCCUGGUUUUGAAACAGGCUCGUUGACUGGCUAUUAUGCCUUCUGCAAUCCAAGCUCGUCGUCUGCAUCUGGAAGCGUUUCCUCGGGAAAUGCUCACUCAGGUACCUACUGUUAUUAUGACGGGAGUGUUGGGAACCCAGAUUACCUUUCACAGACAAUGGCUGCGAUUCCAAACAACUAUUAUACAAUUAGCUUCUGGCUGUGGAAUCAGGGUGGACCUACAAAUUCAGCUACCGUGAUCAUCAGCGGUUGA
This is a messenger RNA of Rotaria socialis, 363 nucleotides long. The record is from the annotation of a GenBank genome assembly. NCBI's taxonomy places the organism in Eukaryota, Metazoa, Rotifera, Eurotatoria, Philodinida, Philodinidae.